Egretta garzetta (little egret) is the source of this 413-nucleotide messenger RNA. Its product is annotated as PH and SEC7 domain-containing protein 4-like. The coding region runs from base 26 to 394 and encodes 122 amino acids. The record is from RefSeq and is a predicted model, not a curated record. NCBI's taxonomy places the organism in Eukaryota, Metazoa, Chordata, Aves, Pelecaniformes, Ardeidae. The transcript has 2 exons.
GCAGCACCGCGCUCACGAAGCGUGGAUGGAGCGGGUGGCCCAGGAGCUCUUUGAGCAUCAGCGCAACCUCCCCGAAAAGCGGGGACGAGCCCGCGACCUGGAUGAGUACCGCCUGAAGAAGGAGUAUCUCCUCUACGAGAGACGUCGCUAUGAGACCUACGUGCAGGUGCUGGAGACGUGGAUCAGCGCUGGCGCUCAGGACCUGGAGGAGUGGGAAGCCCAAGCGGGGCCGGUGGUGGCCCCCCCAGACCUCCCCACCCUGACCAAAGCCCACUCCAGCCCCUCGCUGGCCCCCGAGCCCCCCAUCACCCCCACCAUCCGCGUCAAGAGGAACAUCUCCGAGCGCCGGACAGUGAGGAAGAUCGUCCCCAAACGCAACAAGAACCUGCUGUGAUGGACACGGGGGGGGGACA